AUGUUUUCGGUGCCGAGGUGGUGGAUAUUUAUCGUUUUCCUAGCAGGUUUCCUCCCUCGUUGUUGCUCGGGACUUAAUGUGUUUGUCAGAUAUGACAAGAGGCAUGCUAUGCUGUUCCAGUCGGUGGUGCUGCCGUGUCAGUACAACAGCGUGUCCACCCAGGUCCCUGUGGUGCAGUGGGUCUACAAGUCAUACUGUCGGGACCGCACGCGGGAUUCGUUCAGCUUCUCCGACAGCCUUAGUGGUGGCUUGGGAGGAGGCGGGCUGACGGGUGGAACCGGAGGAGGCGGAGGAGGGUAUGAGAAGGGGAUGACAGCGAACUACCUCGACUGCUCCGACAACAGCCGGACGGUCCGAACUGUGGCCUCCAUCUCCGGUUCCUCAUUCACACUGUCAGAGUACUACAAGAACAGAGACAUCUCCAUCAUCAACAAGGCAGACCUGCGUAUAGGAGAGGUCCAAUGGGGAGACAGUGGAGUUUACACCUGUAAAGUGGUAAUAGCUGAUGAUGUAGAGGGACCGAAUGAAGCCUCUGUGGAGCUGCUGGUUCUGGGUUUCUCAGGUGUGCCUGAAGAUCUUCUGCCAGACUUUGAUUUGAAGAUUAUGCCAGAGUGGGUGUUUGUGGUGGCGGUGGUGCUGGGCACUGUGUUAUUCCUGCUGUUGGUUGGGGUGUGCUGGUGUCAGUGUUGUCCUCACUCCUGCUGCUGCUACGUCAGCUGCUGGUGCUGCCCCGACACAUGCUGCUGCCCCAGACACUUGUAUGAGGCAGGUAAGGGUAUAAAGACGGGCACCUCCACCCCUCAAACACCUGCCUACCCUCCAUACUUUGUCUCUGGUGUCCCGACCAUGGUGCCUAUCGCUCCCCCCUCACUGGUGGACAAGAUGUCUUCUGUACCCCUCUCAGAUGGCAGCAUAGUCACAGCAGUGCCGAUGCAUGCUGUAGGGGUUCCCUACCGCGUCCCCUCAUCUCAGGAUCAGGACUCUCUCAGGGUGCUACAGUAUGUAGAGAAACAACUGGCUCACUUCAACCCUGCCAGGUCCACCAGCCACCAGUCCUGCAGCGUGUCAGAGCUGAGCUCUCUCCAUGAGGGAGAAACUGGCUUCCGCCAAACGUACCGGAACGUCCAGAAGAAGGCUCUUCCAGCCAUCCCUGACCACGACCCUCAGCCUAAACCGCAGCGCUACCGUGACAACCGUAGCCCAGAGCCACAGCGUUACCGUGACAAUCCCCCUUCACCUCAGCGUUAUCGUGAUGACCUUGACUCAGAGCCCCAUCAUUGCCAGAACGAGCCCCUUCCUCCACGCCGUUACAGCGACGAUCCUCCGUCCUCCUCUCAGUCACGCAGGCUCGGUCGUAAUCAACGGCAACAGAAGGAGCACAGUGAGGAGGAGAACCACGUCAGGUGGAACCCUCGUUCAGAGCAUCUGCAAAGAAAGACGUACCGCACUGCGGGACGAACUGGCUCACUGGAUGAGCUGGAGGAGUUUGCUGCCUCCUACAAGGAGAGAGAACCCAGAGGGGUAGAGAGGAGGGAAAAAGAGCGGGACGACUAUGAGAUGGAGCUUCUGGACUUCGGUCGAUAUCCUUCCUACCGGGAUUGUCCACCACAACAUUAUCACAAUGGUGAAGAUGAGCUCGGAGACAUCAGUGAUCAUGAAGAUCAUCCCAGACGAAACAAGAAAAACGGACAUAACGUGAGCCCGCUUGCAUCACCCAGAAAGAGGAGGGGCACUUGGGACACCGAGUGCCCUGUUCCAGCUCCUCCCAGAGUCAGUCCGCCAUCGACGUCUUCUCAAGAGAAGGACUAUGAUGGCACAUUCCUGAACAGCCUGUUGGAGCGUAAGGCUAAGUUGCGAGGGGUCAGCGGGCAGGGGAAGAGUGGGGCCCGGAGUGAGGAAGAUUCAGACACACCCUCAAAGGGCAGCUCGAAAAAGAGCAGCGGGGAAUCUAGUCGGCACUGCAGCCGUUCGCCUAGUAACAGGCCUGAUGCAGAUUCACUGCCUCCUUACUCAGACACAGAGAGGAGCAGAACUGACAGGCCUUCUCCACGGCCACUCCCAGCAUGCCCUCGCUCUUCUCAGCCCCCCGCCCAUUCCUUGUCCAGUCACAGAGAGGAGACCAGAGACAAGUCUCGGAAAGUGCAGAGCACUCUUCUCAGCCGAGAUUCCCUCAUCGUCUGAUCAACAGAAA
Scomber scombrus (Atlantic mackerel) is the source of this 2191-nucleotide messenger RNA. Its product is annotated as immunoglobulin-like domain-containing receptor 2. Lineage: Eukaryota; Metazoa; Chordata; Actinopteri; Scombriformes; Scombridae. The transcript is spliced from 10 exons. Gene Ontology annotation, cellular component: membrane. The record is from RefSeq and is a predicted model, not a curated record. Gene Ontology annotation, biological process: pancreas development. The coding region runs from base 1 to 2181 and encodes 726 amino acids.